AUGACCGCCAUUCAAGCUGUGUUCAUCCGCAGCUAUGAGGAACGCACGACACCCAAAUCCCACAUUGUAUACAAGAUUGACAUCCAAGCCCAUGUUCGAUCAUGGCAAAUGUGGCGGCGCUAUUCAGAAUUCGAUGAUCUCAACACGGAACUCACCAAAUCCACCAACUCACCUCCACCUUGUUCCUUACCACCGAAGCACGCGUUGACCGGUUUUCUGCGAUCGAAGAAGGACGAGAAGGUGCUAGAGGAGAGGCGAGCAGGCUUGGAGGCAUACCUCAGGGCAAUACUUGGAGCCAAAGAAGACAAAUGGCGGGAAUCGUUUGCAUUCAAGGAGUUCCUGGGUAUACCUAUAGGUCGCCAGGCCACCAUUCCUUCCGACCCCAACCAAUUCACAUCGUCCUCAUGGCUUGACGAACACGCAGCACUCCAAACCUUGCUCCGAGACGUCUGGGCAGACAUCAACAAGCGAGAUGCCCUCUCCGCUCAGGGAGAUGUCGCCGGGUCACACAAGUCGAACCUGGCUGCCAAGUCCAAGCUCGCAGGGGUGUUAUCCCGUAUAGGGUUGUUGGGCAAGUCUUUGCAACAAUUGGCUAUGGCUGGGAUGAGCGAGGGAGAACUACAGCGACGUACGGAUAUGGUCGGCAGGUUGCAGGACGACUGCGAGAAGCUGGGCAAGGUUGUGGCUGUUGCACGGCAGGCAGGCUCAAGAGGGCAGAUAUCUUCCAAUCCCAUGGAGCGCAGUGCUGCCUCCGAAACAGAUCGACGCGCUCUACUCGGUUCGAGUUCUUCCUCGAAACCUGCCCGCAGAGUGUUUGGUGCUUCAUCGUCCUCUCCCCCCAAGGAAUCAGAGACCACUCGCCCACUGGAUAACGUCGGUCUGUUCCAGCUACAGAAACAGCAGAUGGAUCAGCAGGACGACCAACUAUCACAGCUGACCACAAUUCUACAACGGCAACGACAACUCGGGGAGGCUAUAAACCACGAGGUCACCCUCCAAAUCGAAAUGCUGGACGAUUUAUCAAGUGGAGUGGAUCGCGUCGGGAACAAAUUAUCUGCAACGAACAAGAAACUCAAUAGGCUGUCGUGA
This is a messenger RNA of Coprinopsis cinerea okayama7#130, 1089 nucleotides long. RefSeq lists its product as hypothetical. The coding region runs from base 1 to 1089 and encodes 362 amino acids. The record is from RefSeq and is a predicted model, not a curated record. Gene Ontology annotation, molecular function: phosphatidylinositol binding. Gene Ontology annotation, cellular component: intracellular membrane-bounded organelle. The transcript has a single exon. NCBI's taxonomy places the organism in Eukaryota, Fungi, Basidiomycota, Agaricomycetes, Agaricales, Psathyrellaceae.